GGAAAAAAUGGUCCAAGUUACAAAAGAAUUGCAAGUGGUUCUCAAGUUUUAAUUACUUGGAAAGGGCUAUAGGAGAUGAACAAAGACUCAGACAGACUUUGAGCCUCGAGGAGAUGAUAAUAUGUGAUAGAGUGUAGUGAUAGUCCACUCUACCCCUGGGAUUAUUGGACAUCAUAUAUAUAUAUAUAUAUAUGACGUAAACUAGUAAUCCUCUUAUAAUAUCAAACUGUCCCUAAAACUUUGGAAGAUUUGCAUUUUGAAGAAGCCAUGGAAGAGAUCAGCAAGCUUCCCAAAUGUUGUGGUUUAAAGAUCAUCUUCUUAACUUGUAUUAUGUUCUUGAACAGUACUGCCAAAUCAGAAGUUUAUACAGUGGGUGAUGCAGACCAGUGGAGCACUGGAAUUAGCUAUCUUUCAUGGUCACAGAAAUACAAUUUCACUGUUGGAGACGUCCUCGUUUUCAAAUAUGUAAAGGGGCAACACAAUGUAUUCCAAGUAAGGGAGCCAACAUAUCAAUCAUGCAAUACAAGCACUGGAGUGUGGGCUAGAUAUGAAAGUGGGAAUGAUCAAGUCAAUCUCACAAAAGCAAAGAAGUAUUGGUUUAUUUGUAACAUAGAUGAGCAUUGUCUUGGGGGAAUGAGGUUUGUCAUUCAUGUGAGAAAAAAUACUGCUAGUACCACAAAUGGUACAUCCACUAUUCCACAAACAGAGCCAAGUACUCCUUAUUCCAGUGGAGGUUAUGCUUCUCCCUCCAAAGGAAUGGGUACUAUGAUUUGCCUUCUUGUAUAUGGAACUAUGCCCACUCUUUUUCUUCUUGCUUGUGGAGUGGGUUAAAAUUUAUUUAUUUUGCAAUGUAAUAUGAUUACCUUAUUUUCUUGGUCA
Messenger RNA from Camellia sinensis, 879 nucleotides. NCBI's taxonomy places the organism in Eukaryota, Viridiplantae, Streptophyta, Magnoliopsida, Ericales, Theaceae. The record is from RefSeq and is a predicted model, not a curated record.